This is a messenger RNA of Symbiodinium pilosum, 906 nucleotides long. The record is from the annotation of a GenBank genome assembly. NCBI's taxonomy places the organism in Eukaryota, Dinophyceae, Suessiales, Symbiodiniaceae.
AUGACAGGGCAAGAGGCCAACCCACUCACGUCUUGGAUUUCAUCCUUGGUGGGAAAUUCUCCAUCCUCGGCAUCCAAAACCCCGGAGGGCAAGGAAGAGGAUGAAGACAAGUGGGAACGCGAACGAGCUUUUGAUAUUGCAGACAGUCUAGAAAAUGGCCUGGCACGAGAGAUAGUCACCGAGUUCAUGCAUCCGCUCCGAAGAGCCAGCAAGCUGUGGAAGUUCCACGUCAUCCGAUCUGAGGACAAGCUCCAGUACCGGCUGUUCUCGGACGACGGGGAUUUCUUGAUGUAUGCUCGAGCUAAUCUGGAGGCACGUCAGGUCUCCUUCUACCUCUAUAAUCCUUGCGAGAAGGGCGUGCACCUGUACAACGCAGACAAGCCAGCCUUUUCUAUGACAUGGAACACAGAUAGAACCGAAUGGCGCAUCGUGCAGGAAAGAUGUGAGAAUUGUCAAUUUUCACCAAAGCAUUUGACCUGCUCCUGCUACGGGAAGCAGCAGGUCGCGUGGAUACGGCACCAUAGAAAGCCAGUUGGCGACGGCAUCUUCAACUGCAUGGAAAUUCACGUGCCAGGUCUAUAUUCAGAUGGCAGCAGGGUGGUCUGGUGCCCGCUCCUAGGAAGAGGGGAUCUCUCUGUUCCUGUUGAUGAAAGCUAUGAGGCGCAACGACUGGUCACCAAGCAGCCGACUUGGAAUGAUGAGGUCGAGAGCCUUGUGCUGGACUUCAAGGGCAGGCACAUCCUCUCCUCAGCAAAGAACUUCCAGCUGGCACUGUCGCAGAAGCCUGACCACGUCCUCUGCCAGUACGGGAAAAUUGGUCCCCAAACUUUCAGCUUGGACUUCAAGUAUCCACUUAGUGUGGUCCAAGCCUUUGGGAUCUCGUUAACGACUCUCUUUUGGACUUGA